AUGUACAGUCAGUUGUUGCUAAUAUGUGGGGUUUUCGCUUUUUCUGAGGGAGUAGACCUGUCUUCACCCGAGGUGUUCGACGCUCAGUUCUACCUCAACAAUUACCCCGAUCUUCACAUCAGGCAUACAUCAGAGGCGGCUAAAGCUCACUGGCUGUCAACCGGUAUAGCACAGGGGAGACAGGGAUGUGGCAGUUUUCACUCAAAGCAGUAUGUCACCAGAUACCCUGAUUUGACCAGCGCUUUCCACACAGACUACACCUCGGUUAUACAGCACUACCUAACAAACGGUAUCCAUGAACAUCGACUCGGCUACAUCGACGGCGGAUACGAGGGAAGAUGGACAAUUUCAAAUGGCAAAGACCUGUUCAUCAGCGCUUCCAAACGCAUGGGUGGAGCUAUAGACAGUCUGGUUUGGAAUAACAAACAAAUGAUAAACAUGUAUGACCAUGGCCGGGAACUACAAAUGGCUUGUAAUUCUGAUACGUAUACGGAGUGUUAUAACCCUACAGAAGCUGGAGGAAGGGACGAUAGCAACCAUGCAACAACGCACACACAGAUUCAGUGGGUGAGGGCUCACAGUAACCUCUUAGAAUCCGAGGUACACCCUGCCUUUUGGUUGCGACCAGGAACACACGAGAAAAGAGCAGUGCAUAACAGUUGCAGCAGAGGAAGUCCAUCUUUGACUCAUCAGUCCACCUACUCUUAUCCAUUCUGGAAGCGCGUGGAAAUCGGUGUUCAUGGAAUGCCAAAUGCCGUGGAGUUUAUGUCCAAUUUCACCCUAGCCGGGGACUGGCCUCAAGACUUACGAUAUAUUCAGAUGGAAGCACCGACAGGUUACAUGCCUGGUGAGUUUACCACUGCUUAUAGAUUUAAUCCUAAAACAUUAUCUCUUGAGAGUCACGGAUCGAGUUUGGAACCCCCUGUUCUUUCCACACAAGACGGACAGUAUGCUAUGGGAGUGUACUCACCACCCGGCCAAGACAGCGACACGUUUAUGUACUAUGGCGUAUCUUUACGACUUGGAGGGACAUCAUUUACCGGAAGUACAAACAAAUGGAACGUCGUCUAUCGGAAGAGAAGGUUCACUUCCGGCGUGCAUCAUCAGAUAUAUAAAACCUAUAUUUGUGUAGGAACACUCAACAUGGUAACGACUUGUCUUCAUAAGCUGAUCCAAGAGAUCCCGCAUGUGUAA
Messenger RNA from Ylistrum balloti, 1194 nucleotides. RefSeq lists its product as uncharacterized. The record is from RefSeq and is a predicted model, not a curated record. The coding region runs from base 1 to 1194 and encodes 397 amino acids. NCBI's taxonomy places the organism in Eukaryota, Metazoa, Mollusca, Bivalvia, Pectinida, Pectinidae. The transcript has 4 exons.